CAAGGAUACAAAGUGGGGCUGUGGCACAGAUUGCUUAGAAGCGCGGGGCGAGCACCGCAGCUCCUGUACUGCCGUGGGUAUCCUUCCCUGGAAGCACUCAGCUGAUCCCUGCAGGAAUGGCCCCGGGGCUCAGUGCUUCUCCACCAGUUGUGCUUCUGCUCCUGUCCCUGCUGGGUCUGGCUGCUGCUGGGAAGCUCCUGGUGGUAUCGGUGGAUGGGAGUCCGUGGCUGAGCAUGCGGGAGGUGCUGGACAUGCUCCAGCAGAAGGGACAUGAGGUGGUCGUGGUGGCACCUGAAGUCUCCAUCCACAUGAAACCAUACAAGAACCUUGUGAUGAAAAUGUACUCGGUCCCCUUCACACAGGAAGAUAUGGACAAAGCAUUCAAGGCAUUUUUUCAUAUCACAUUUGAAGAAGGAUCUUUUCUGGAAAGAUAUUUCAAAGUAUUUGAAGCUGUGAAAAGAUUCACUGAUUUUGGGUUCUCCAGCUGUAGACAUCUCCUGCAAAACCAAGAGCUCGUGAGCUAUCUUGAGGAGAGCAAGUUUGAUGCCAUCCUUACAGACCCUGUAAUACCUUGUGGGGUGAUCCUGGCUGAGCAUCUUUCACUUCCUUCUGUGUUCUUCUUACGUGGAAUCCCAUGUGGGUUAGAUUUUGAAGCCACUCAGUGUCCCCAUCCUCCUUCCUAUGUCCCCAGGGGAUUUACAGACCUUACAGACCACAUGACCUUUUUCCAGCGGGUGAAGAAUCUGCUAUUUGACACCCAAAACCUUUUCCUCUGUAGUUUUGCCUAUGACCCAUUCACAAAGCUGGCUUCAGAGUUCCUGAAGCGGGAGGUGACUUUGCAGGAUCUCUUACGGAAGGGCUCUGUUUGGCUCCUGAGGUUGGAAUUUGUGCUAGACUAUCCAAGACCCUUGAUGCCCAACAUCAUUCCAAUUGGAGGAGUAAACUGUGCUCACAAGGAGCUGCCCCAGGUGGGUCACACUCUGUUUUGAAUUUGUGCUGUGAUGGAUUUCUGUGUUCAGGAGCCUUUAAUCCUGUGUUGCAGGUGGGAAUUGAGGUCCCAUAACGUGUGGUUGUAUGAAUGCUCAUGAAUUUUUCUCUCCCUUUCCAUUUGUAGGCAGCAGUCCUCUACCUUCCCACCUCCAAAGCGUGCUCUGCAUUUACUCUUUUCAUUUCACGUAUUCAGAGCCAUUUUGUAUAACUUUGUCUAACUUGGUACUCUCGUAGUGAGUGACCAACGAGUCUGUGUGGGGCUGCCAAGGGCUUGCAGUCAGGUGUAAUCCCUAAUUAGCAAAUUGUUCUAGUUGGGUCUGGUGUUUACUGAGAAAUGCACCUCAGGCUUGUGUCCUUGUUGCCU
Molecule: messenger RNA, 1354 nt
Organism: Motacilla alba alba
Lineage: Eukaryota; Metazoa; Chordata; Aves; Passeriformes; Motacillidae
Product: UDP-glucuronosyltransferase 1A1-like
Exons: 1
Coding region: 117-989 (290 amino acids)
Molecular function (GO): UDP-glycosyltransferase activity
Source: RefSeq, a predicted model, not a curated record